CUCUCAUGAUGUCCAGUCGUUCUGAGUAUUGCUAUUGUCACGUCGAUCACGCAUAGCGCAGCCUAAUACUGUCUGACAUUGGCGGUGCGAAAGGCGGGUCAUGAUGAGCGCCGAGCCCCGGACAAGCUUUUAGACAUCCGCACUGGUAGUUGGAACGGCGCAGCAGGGAACGGACGAGCGUCGCGCCUUAUUUUAGGUAGGGCCAUGCCCAUGUCUUUACGGGCUGCCAUUCCGCUUUCUGGAAUCCGGCGAUCUCUUUCAACGUCCUUCCCCGGUGUAGGACCGACUCCCAAACGACAACAUGCUACGAUAUGACAGUAUCCUCAAAUUCGCCCUCGUCCCGUCGAUCAUCUUUCUCCUUCUAUCCGUGGUCUCGGUGGCGUUGACAACGCAUUAUUGGAUCCUCACAGACUGGGUUAUUCCUCGAGGUAUCAAAGUAGUAACGAGCGAGUUCAAUGACCGACUGCAACAAUACGUCGUCGAUGACACGAUUGUCUAUUUCAGAGAGGCGCCAACAGAUGCCACCAUUGUCUCCGGAUGUUUGAAUCUGACGGCGGCCGUGGUGGCUCUUAUUGCUUGGAGUACGUUGCGGAAACCGGACAUGGACUCGCAGUACAAUAGUAGCACACGUCGCUUCUGGAUGCUCAGCAUUGUUGUCACCACAAUUGCUGGGUCUGCCACGGCUAUCGCAGCUGUCGUGCUUCACUACACUGAACGAGGCGACGAUAAGUGGGGCUGCACUUCCGAAAGGCUCAUGAUGAGUGGUCAAAUGAACACCAACGUAUACUGUACGCGCGAGAUGGCAACCUGCAAUUACCAACCGGGUUUUAUCCCAAGGGGAGACCGUGAAAAUGCCAGCGUAGCAUGUGCCGAGGCGGUCACCGUCAAGUGGUUGCAGAUCGUACUGGCCGUUAACGCGCUGAUACUGCUAGUGAUGUUCUCUUUGCAAGCAUUUUUCCGAAGAAAGUCACGACAGGCACGACUGAAUGAACCAGUACCGGAGGAAAAGAUGUAAUGCGGCUGACAUCCUAUUACCGGUUCGACACUUACGAUACGAUCACGAGAAUUUAUGACACGUUCUUUCGCUAUUCAUUUUCACUCAAGCGUUGCAUUAUUGGAGUUUAGGCUACGGCCUCGGAACAUUCUUUUGUAGCGGACGAUAGUUUCUAGGACGAGACGGGCGGGUACAUUACUUCAUCGUCUCGCGCAGUCUAAUGUCAGAACGGCCGUUGAGGUAAACAUACUUCUGUAUAGUGUGGGCUCCAUAUAUCAUAACGUACCUGGAUAUACACAUAUGCUUAUACUAUCGGAGGUAUGCAUACCAAAAGUGUACCCUGGAAGU
Messenger RNA from Alternaria rosae, 1342 nucleotides. RefSeq lists its product as uncharacterized. The transcript has 3 exons. The coding region runs from base 302 to 1015 and encodes 237 amino acids. NCBI's taxonomy places the organism in Eukaryota, Fungi, Ascomycota, Dothideomycetes, Pleosporales, Pleosporaceae. The record is from RefSeq and is a predicted model, not a curated record.